GAGUAUUAAAAAACUUGGAAUACAAGUUGAUCGCUAAUUCUACUCAACCCGUUUCACUAUUCCUGGUGGUGCCUGACCGGACAGGCACCAGCUCGCUUGCGGCGGCUAUCCCGUUGCGGCGGCACGACAACCAGCCAGAACGCAGGAAAGCCCAUUGCUUCAUCCAUCACCCGCCAUACGAUCUUGCAACUUCCGUUCUACGCGCUCCCUGGGCUCUGCACCCGUGCCAGUCCUGGUCUUUACUCACUGAUCUCCUUGAUCCGAGGAUUUCCCAGCGCCCCGGUCUCCUCUCCGAGAAGCGAACACGACCUGACCCGCCGGGAUCAUAGGCCUUUCAACCCCCUCCUUGAGCCUGAUCCCGCACUUCCCCCUCCCGUUUGCUACGCAAGAGGACCCCCUCACAAACAACUCACAAAGGGCGCGACUCUAUCUAACUGUCCCUCUUCGGGGAUCUCUUACUGGUGGCUUGGUCCCUGCAUUGGAUUGAACGGAGCUUUGUUGACCACUGCGAAGGCAGUCGCUUCAAGCUCCACAGUCCACCAUGGCGACCCAUGCCUCAGCAACUCCGAUAUUCUCCACCACCAACGGUGACGCGCGGGGACCUUUGAACAACUCGACUGCCGGAAAUAUGUCUGGACCAACGCCCACCGUGAAUCGCAAGAAACAAAAGCGUCGGCAGAAACAAGCCGCUCGCUUAGCGGCGGACCCUUCCGAAAACCAUGCCGCGGGAUUUGUCGCGGAUCAGCCCGACGAGCGACAUGUCUACGAUGAUAACGCCGACCUUGACACUGCUGACUCCACCCACACGGAUCCAGAUAGCAUGUACAAGAAUGGCGAGUCUGGCUCUCAGCAUGAUCUCAACGGACCGAUGAUAUCGAAUGACCCCGCCGACCACCCAGACCCACCCGGACAUAAAUCGAAAAAGAAGAAAAACAAGAAAGGCCGGUCUGGUUCUCAUACUCUCGCAGAUGGCAGCUCAACUCCUCUCUCGACCCCCUCCGCCACCUUCUCCCAUCCGCCUCCACAUUCGCACUCUCUACCAUAUGGCCACCGUUUCCCAGCCAGGUCGACCAAAGAAAGCAGCAUCUGGAACCAGUCAUCGUUGGAAGAACGGGAGAAUAUCCGGACCUUCUGGUUUGAACUGGGCGAGGAGGAACGCCGCCAACUCGUCAAAGUCGAGAAAGAUGCUGUUUUGAAGAAGAUGAAGGAACAACAGAAGCACUCUUGCAGUUGCACUGUGUGUGGCCGAAAGCGAACCGCAAUUGAGGAAGAGCUAGAGGUCUUGUACGAUGCAUACUACGAAGAGCUUGAACAAUACGCCAAUAACAACCAGGGCUCUUUUGACGAAGGUGCCCCCAUUAUCCCCCCCCCUCGACUGUACCAAUCCCCUCUUCGAUCGCCCGGUCAACAUACUCGCACGCAUGGACAAUUUCACCCGUCACGGGGCCGAGUGCAAGAAUUACCCGAGGAUGAUGAAGAGGACUUUGAAGACGAUUAUGACGACGAGGACGAGGAGGACGAAGACGAGGAUGACUUGUACAGCGACGAGGAGUACGAGGACGAGGAGGCGCGUGCUGCCCGGGCCGAUUUCUUUGCCUUCGGGAAUAGUCUCACGGUCAAAGAUGGCAUUCUUACUGUGGCUGAUGAUCUACUGAAAAACGACGGCAAACACUUCAUCGAUAUGAUGGAGCAACUAGCCGAGCGCCGAAUGCAACGAGAAGAGGAUACGCAGUACAAUAUCGCCGCCGCCCACCAAUCUUUCCAUGCCGGUCAUAACCAUGGUCCUCUCGACGAUGAAGACUACGACGAUGAGGAGGAUGACGAUUACGAUAGUCAGGAGGAGGAAGAGUUCGAUGAGGACGAGAUGGAUGCUAUGACCGAAGAGCAACGCAUGCAGGAAGGGCGACGAAUGUUUCAGAUAUUUGCCGCUCGAAUGUUCGAACAACGAGUCAUGACGGCAUAUCGAGAGAAAGUUGCCGAGCAGCGGCAGAAGCAGCUCAUAGAAGAACUCCUGGAAGAGGAGAACCGAGAGGAGCAGCGGAAUGCUAAGAAGGCUCGAGAGGCGCAGAAGAAGAAGGAUAAGAAGCGCCUACAGAAGCAAGCGAAGGAAGAGGAAAAGGCUCGUCGUGAUGCAGAGAAAGCUGCUGAGGAAGCUGCAGCGAAGGCUGCGCACGAGAAAAAGUUGGAAGAGCAGCGAAUCAAGCGUGAGGAGCAACGGAAGAAGCGCGAAGCCGAACGCAAAGCACAAGAAGAUGAGCGAGCUCGCAAAGAAGCCGAGAAGCAACGACGUGCCAAAGAAGAGCGCGAGCGGCAAGCUGAAGCCGAGCGGAAGCAGCGUGAGCAAAAGGAGGAGAAGAAGAAGCGCGAUGAAGCGAAGCGCAAGGAAAAGGAAGAGCGUGAUAGGAAGGUCAAGGAGGAACAGGAGCGCAAAGCCCGUGAUGAUCAGGCUAAGAAGGAACGUGACAUUGCCACGAGGGCAGAGCAAGCCGCAAAGCCUUACAUGCAGCCGAAGCCGAUUUCGCACGCUGGCUCCAUCCCUCUCCCCUCUGCUCUUCAAACGCAGACUCAUCCUGGUUCAUUCCAAUCGCCACACUAUGCUGUGGCUACUCCUGUCGCCCCGAAAGUUUCAACCCCGAGCAGGCCACGCCAGCCAUCCCAGCAGGGGUCUCACUCUUCGUCUCCUCACUCGCAACCAGCAAGUUCAGACUUUCCCUUGCAGCCUUCAAUCUCUCCGCGGUCUCUAGCACAGUCUCAAUCGGGAGCCCCCAGCCUUGGUCGACAUGUCCAGCAUCAGCAGCCUCAUCUGCACCAUCCUCAACCUUCCGCCCCUCUGUCACCUCUGGGCCGCAGUAACCCGCCAGGUUUCUCGGCCCUCGGUGGCUUACCGAUAAACCCUCCGGGCUUACCAGGAAUGGGGGGCCGACCGCUUCACCCACCCGAUCUGCCAAUGUACUCUCCUAACUCGGCGAUGAUGAACCCUCUUAGAGGGGGGUUCGGCCCUGGAAGCAUUCCCGCCCCUCCUGGUAUCAACGGAGUCCGUCCAAUGCCUCCAGGCCGAGGGUUCCCGCUUCCUGAAUCGGGGCACGGUCUUCCAUUCCCAGGCCACCAUGCUGUUCCUGGAGCAUUCGGUAUGCAACAGCCUGGCUUGUCGAAGACUCAUUCGAGACAGCCAUCUGGCUCAUUCGAUCGCUCUUCUUUGGAGUCCGGUACCCAGCCGUUCCCCAUUUCGCGCCCAAGCCCUAUCAAGCGUCCGCCGAGCACUGCACAGGACCAGCAUGAGCAUCAUGGCCAUGGCCACCCUCAACCCCAGCGUGACAUCGAUGCCUUGAGCACGCAGCUGGGAAGUAGCGCGCUCCUCGACGACACGGACGCUGCGUUCUCAUCGAAGCUGUCACAAUCAUUGCCUGGCGCUCCUGCGCCUGGGCCGUAUGCGUCUCCAGCGAGAGCCAGUUUCCAAGGGUCGUUGUUCACGGACCCACUAGGAGCCAAGCAUACACCAUUUGUAGGCGGAUCUAGCUGGGGUGCACCUGCACCUUUUGGAGGGCCCGCUUUCCCUGGUGCCUCUACCUGGGGAGCCACGACUGGAACCGGUUGGUCUCACAAUGCCUUUGCAGCUAGUGGCCAUCAUCGACCACACACCUCUCGCCCUGUCACUGUCCGCUUGUUGGUAAUUCAAGCCUGCAAGUACCUUAACAGUCUAAGCCCACGCGCUGGCUCGGGUGGCUAUCAUGAUGUGAACCUCGUUCUCGACCAGGCAGAGCAGCUGCGGUCUCCCUCUGAGCCGGCAAUCUCCCUGGAUGAGAUGCUUGAGAUCUGCGAUACGGAAGGCAGUUCUCAAAAUGGCGGUGGCUCUUUCUCCAUCAAGAAUGAAGGGAAGGGCCAAUUCGUCAAGUUCGAGCCAGACACGAACAGCGCCGUUACAGGACAUCGAGGCAGCAUCGUGCCGGGUGAUAUCGGUAGUCCGAUUCCUGCAAACAGCAAUCCAGCUGUCUUUGGUGGAUUCGGCGCGCCUGCUUCCUCGGCGCUGCGACAGUACUCUUCGCCAGCGGCUGGAUUGUUUGGCGGAACUGCCUAAGUUUCUGCUUUUUUACGAGUCCAUUUGAUCGCUCGGGGCCUUGGGCCGUCCACCUUGUCCGAUCUUAUGGGAAUGAUAUCUAACAUGACUCUUCUUUCUCCACCCCUUUCACACCAUUUUCCUCAUCUGCGUUCCUCUUUUGAAUUCAAGCGUCACGGGUUAACGUCUCAUCCACCACGUUCUGAACUAUCUUGAUCUUUCCUCAUCGAUAUGGGUUUCUUAUUUUUGUGUCCAAGUCGGUCGGCUGCUGGACUUGGACCUGGGGCAUCCUGGGUUGGUAUUAUGUGUACGGUAUGAUUCUUUGUGUUUACUGGCCUUUCUGCAUUAUGCAGCGAUAUCCGUGGAGAAUGGGACAAUCUCCCUCUCCUUCAUCGUCCUUGACCCAAUUGCAUGAUCGAAGGUUUCUUCGUCUUUUGCCAUUAUCUUUGGAUUCCAUCUUGUAGUUUGUUACUCUGUCUACUCAUUUUGGACAGAGAUUGAACGUAUAAGACUAGUGAUUCUCCUUAUUGGAGAAUUGAACUUAUUAAUCUUUGUAGGAAGCAAAUAGGUAGUGGAUGAAGAAGGAAGGGUAUGGAAUGUUGUCCAGUGACAAUGGUACACUUGUAUAUACUCAAGAACCAAAAAGAGAAAAGCAACAUGGCAGAGGGCCGGCUUCCAGAAGAGAACAAGAGAGAAAGGGAAUGGAAGGACAAGACCAAGGAGAAACCAGGAUUCCAGGAUCCCGCGCCAACAAGACUGACAGUUCCUCACGAGAGGAACCACCUCAAUCUAUACACGAGCCUGGCCCGGUUGGGAGCAAACCGGUACCUUUUUCAAUCCGCAGUGUGAAUUUACUGCCGCUCGGUUACAACGCCUUCAUAGUCGCGGGACCUGAUGUACUCCAAUGUGCGCUCGAAGUGGCGUUUGGGACCCUCGAGGCUCGGGUUUGGUUCGUCUUCGCUAGUCUGAAGGUUGGAAUGAAUGAGCUCGAUUAGCCCAUUGAGAUACUUGGUCGUGACGGUUUCGUUUUGCUGGUCGAAAUAAUACACGUAGCGGUUCAAAAUUUCGACGAAUAGCUCCACGGAAACGGCCGUGUCCAUGCAGGCAUCGGCAACACGGAGGGCACGCUGGAGGCACUCGAGAACCCGUUUGCCAUCGCGGUAGAG
This is a messenger RNA of Penicillium brasilianum, 5220 nucleotides long. The record is from the annotation of a GenBank genome assembly. Lineage: Eukaryota; Fungi; Ascomycota; Eurotiomycetes; Eurotiales; Aspergillaceae.